Molecule: messenger RNA, 2877 nt
Organism: Brugia pahangi
Lineage: Eukaryota; Metazoa; Nematoda; Chromadorea; Rhabditida; Onchocercidae
Source: the annotation of a GenBank genome assembly
AUGCAACGAUCAGGUGUAGACCUAAAAAUUCUCAAAACUGUACUGAAGUUGCAGAGGGAACUUGAUGUCACAGCAUAUCAGCAGUUCAUGUGGUUGUGCAUGUUACCAAAUGCUUUAAAAGAGAAAUGGGCUCUGCUUGCAUCAGUAAUACCUGCGCUGAAACUAGAUGAGAUAUAUAUUAGUGAGAAUAUACUGAUGUCAGUUCUUUGGAGAGCUCAAGCGCGUCAUUCUAGUGGCUCCGUGACAUCUGACUGUUUGCUUGCGUGGUUCGUUAAUGAUAGCAAUGAUCGUCAAAGCUGUGCUCGAUUUCUGGCAAAUUGCUUAAUAUCUUCCAAUCGAAUGCGUCGCUUAAACAGCUCACGGUUUUGGCUGGCGAAACUGAACACUAAUAUCAAGUCUAAAUUGAUAAUGAAAGAAACUGCUGAAAUCAUCUUGCAAAUGAUUUCGACAGAAAAUCGAUCUUUUGAGCAAACUAAUGAAGGUUACUGCCUUACUGAAGAGGAAAUGUGUGGUUUGUUAUACAUGGAUUAUUCCUGCAAUCCGGAAAGGGAAGAAUUAGUUUGGAUGCGCUAUGAUCGUCUUUUAUAUGGAUGGAUUUCCGUUCAAAAAUUUUUCAUUCGUGCAUUAGAGAACAAUGAAAUUGAUUUGAUGAGCAGUUGUCUGACUUCAUAUCACUCAUUAUUACGUCUUAAUGCACUUGAAUUAUUGAACAGACUGAUGAAUAAGAAAUUGUUCGACUGGUCUCGUCAACUAGGAAGUGUCAAAUCCUUUGUGCUUCAAAAUUUGGAUACCGCCGAUGCUAAUUUUGGCGCUGCACUCAUACACUUAGUGCAUAUUUCGAAUGCAAAAACACGUAAGCGUUUGGAAAUAGCUUUACGUGAAGAACUUGAAAAGAUCUGGAAUGAUCGGAAUCGAUCAUGUCAAACUAUAUUUGUUUUGGAACUUCUCAAACAGUGCGGUUUUGACAGAUGGUUGGCUGAUUCACAGUUGAUGGAUUCAAUUUUUAGCAGUGAUAUUACGGAGAUAAGGACAAAAAUACUUAUGUGUUUAUCUGUUGCGGAGUCUGAUUCACAGAUUUUUCUUACCGAUAAAUUUGUGGAAAUGCUCAAUGCUGAUAGCAUGGAUGGUUUAAGCUGUCUUGUGAAAAUAAUGUUGCGAUUUAAAGAUCCGAAAGAAAUUUUGGAUUUAGUGAAGGAAUCUAAACACAAAAAUUCGAACAAUGUGAAAAUUGCGCUUUCUUCACUAUUAGAGAAUUUUACUGAUCAGUUCAUUUUUGAUCCUUGUUUUUGGAUGGAAGUUUGUAUUAAAUCCAAUGUUGAUUUGAUUUUAUCCAGUGGCAGUGAGCAUAGUGGUCAGUGCUCAUCACUUCCUGAACUAUAUAGGAGAUUGUAUCCUUUAACCUCUCCAACAUUGAUGAUAAGUGAUAAACAGCGUAUGGCAGUCGACAAGUAUUACCAUACCUUAAAGGUAAAUUGCGAAAUGUUAGCAUCUUUAUGCGAAACGAUAGGAGCAAAGAAUAUUAUUACUGGUGCAUACGAUUCGGUGUGGAAUGUAUUGAUGCGAAAUCGUCAUAAAGGUGUGGUCGAUGAUUGUGCUGUCUGUUUUAGUAGAAUAACAGCUUGUUGUAUGACGAAUGGUUUACGUGAUGUAAUAUACCAAUAUCUCGAGAAAACAAAAACGUUGUUCGUGGAUCUUGAAUGUACGACCCGUAAUUUGGCAUUUUGCUUAAUUUUUAAAAUAUUUCAUGAAGUAUUGGGUGCGGAUAACAGUGUUAUUAACUUUCUGUUUGAAAAUGUUCGCUUUGGCUUAUGCACACCACUGAUAGCUGUACGAUUAAUGAAAGUACUAAAAACUUUCCUAUAUAUGACAAAUUUUGAUGUGACUUAUUGUGCUAUAAAAAUCUUUAAAGCAGUUUUGGAUUUCUAUCGAACAGGUAACAGUAUGGUACGGAACGCAACAUGCCACUGCUAUGCUGCAUUACUUCACAAACUCAUAGAUGACAUAGAUUACGGGACUCCUCUCUUCAUGUUUGCCUUACAACACGACUUACUAUGGAAUGAAUAUUGUCAACAGCUGGAACAGACAACGGUGCAUGAUCCAGCUUUAAUACUGCUACUUUCAUUGUUGGAGAAAUUACGUUUUGUGAGCGCAUCAUUUUACACCACAGCUCAAUUAAAACAUCUGCAGUCGUUGGUGAACAAACUUGUUUCUUUGCUCGUGGUGAGUCCUAAUAUGCGAAUCAAUCGUUUGCUAGUAUCUGCUUUGUUGCGUUUGGUAUCUUGUAGAAGAAAAUUAAUGCAUCGAUUGAAGAGCAUCGUGGAACGUAAAUUGCCACUGAAUAUUAAAAAUUCUUUGAACUAUGCUAUCUCAGAAUUAGAAGCAAUGGAAUUCCUGGAUUCGCCAUUUGAUUCAUUUCAUUCUUUCGGUUCACAUUCCAUUGCUCUAUUGCCCAGUUUAAUUCAAAAAACUGACAAAGUGCUUAAUGAUAACCGUUUUGUUUCUUUUGAACAUUUUGGAGCUUUACUUACGGAAAUUGAGAAGCAUGCUUAUUCAUCGAAAGAAUUGUGGAGGUUGCAUGCAGCGCACGCUUUAAUGAUGGUUUCUCGUACUUCAUGCACCAUGCUGACUCAUUCUCCUUGUUAUAGAUUUAGAUUUAUAUCUUGUUGUCGAUCGCUUCUAUUAGAUGAAGUUGACUGUAUCAAGCGCAUUGCAUUUGGCGUGGUUAAUGCGUGCAAUGGUGAAACUACGUUAUCCUAUUCGUGGAAUCCACCUAUAAAAUUGAAGAUCAAAAGAAAUAGGAAAAUUGGGAAGACGUAUACGACUUUUCAGCAAUAUACUGAACUGGAAAGACGUAUUACCGAUGAUGAUUCUAGCUAA